Saccostrea cuccullata (small rock oyster) is the source of this 1427-nucleotide messenger RNA. RefSeq lists its product as uncharacterized. The transcript has a single exon. Bases 1 to 966 code for a protein of 321 amino acids. NCBI's taxonomy places the organism in Eukaryota, Metazoa, Mollusca, Bivalvia, Ostreida, Ostreidae. The record is from RefSeq and is a predicted model, not a curated record.
AUGGGACGGAGAGAUAAAAAGAGCGAUGACACUCUUUUUAUUCAUAGCAAUAUGUAUAGUAUUAUCCCGGACAUACCAAAAGCAAAUAGCAUACAGCCAAGGGAAAAGAUCCCUAGCAUUCCCACAAAAAAGCUUCCUUCAAAGAGCAAACAGUAUGAGGUCUUGCCUCAUCUAGGAGAAUUUGUGCCACCGUCUUUCUGCAACAACGCAACCAGAUCUGCUCCGUGCAUAGAAUUAGAGAGGUUAGCUGAGCCAACAGCCAAAAAGUUGAGACCUCCCCUGGCUUGCCUUGAUGUGGAGAGUAUUAGGAAGAAGAUCGACAAAGCUGAAAAGAAGCAGAAGAAAGCGAAAAAGAAGAAGGCAAAGCCUCCUCCAAAAGAAGUCUAUGUGGAGAGGGAGAACCCAAUGCAACAAUUAAUGGAACAAUAUAUUAAGAUGAUGCCUCAUGAAGUGCAUAUCCCCCAUCCUCCUCUCUUUCCCCUAGAUCCAACAAUGCUGAGAAGAAUAGUUAAGAUAAAAACGCCGACGUCAGUAACUGAGUUGACUAUCGAGCAGUAUGUGAGCCUCGUGACCUCAGGGCAAGAUCCUUUCUCGGCAGGAGAUCCAUCAGCAUACACCAGUUAUGCAAAUCCAGAAGAAUUCAUUGGAUACCCAGAUCCACAAACUGGAGGUAGGCUUCCAGAUCUCGGAGCAUAUAUGGAUUCCUUUCAAGGAGAUGGAUACAUGAAUCCACCAGAUGUUUACCAAGAUAACAUAAAUCCAGAUAGAUAUGGAAAUCCGGAAUUUCCAUCCGUGGCCGGGGGAAAGAUGCCAGAUAUACAUAAGAGUCGAUUUGCUCCAAAGGAAAUGUACGGAGGUGGCCGAUUUACCGCUAACAGGGACUACAGAAACCAGUUUAACAACGCAUCCCAGAAACCUUCCAUGUCUCGCAAUACUAUUUCCAUUGAUAGCCGCAUCACCGUAUAAAAAACUCGACAGUUUUGAGCGGGAAAAAUGCAACCAAAUUUUUGUCAUGAUUUCAGAAUACAUUUAUUUUUAUACAUUUCCGAUGUGUAUGAUGCCGCAGAUGCUGUAAAAAAUAGUUAUUGAGAAUAUACUUGUGUCUAAGAAUGGAUUUUUUGUCAGAGAAAAUAUUCCCGGGAGGAAAAAAAACCUUAUUAGUCCGAGAUUCGAGCCUCCCAACUCCCAAACCCAUAGCCUGCAUGGUUGAAGAUAAGCACAUUGUAUAUCGAUCCGUCAUGAUCUUACGCGGUACUAAUGAAAAAUGUACUACAUAUAUCAGGAACUGAAUCGGCGGAUCAUGACUCAAUAAAACUUCAUCAUUCUUCAUGAUCUUUGCGGGCAGUGCUUUACCGAGCUAAGAGCAGAUCCAUGGACACAGUUAAGAAAUAGCAUAAAAUAAAUAGUAAAUUCUACGAUGCUUUGUG